Messenger RNA from Arachis stenosperma, 3608 nucleotides. RefSeq names its product pentatricopeptide repeat-containing protein At3g57430, chloroplastic-like. The record is from RefSeq and is a predicted model, not a curated record. The transcript has a single exon. Gene Ontology annotation, molecular function: RNA binding; zinc ion binding; protein binding. Gene Ontology annotation, biological process: RNA modification. Bases 1 to 2661 code for a protein of 886 amino acids. NCBI's taxonomy places the organism in Eukaryota, Viridiplantae, Streptophyta, Magnoliopsida, Fabales, Fabaceae.
AUGUCUACUUGUCUUACUCUGACCCACUCCCUCUCUUAUCCAUCUCUCCCUAACUCCCCUGCCAUCCCAACCAUCCACCCUCCUCCGCCAUCCGCCACCCCAACAACCACCACUACAGCCGCCACUGUCUCUGAACCCCAUUCUUCUCCAUCAUGGACGGAUCUCCUCCGCUCCCAGGCUCAAUCCUCAUCGUUCCACGAAGCCAUCUCCACCUACACAGCCAUGAUCGCUGCCGGCGCUUCUCCCGACAACUUCGCCUUCCCUUCCGUCCUCAAGUCCGUCGCCGCCGUCGGCGACCUGGAUCUUGGAAAACAGGUUCACGCCCAUGUAGUUAAAUUCGGUUACGCCGGCGCCGUGCCCGUGGCCAACUCCCUCGUCAAUAUGUACGGAAAAUGCGGCGACAUCCACGAUUCCCGCCAGGUGUUCGACAAAAUCUCUGACAGGGACGAUAUCUCGUGGAACUCGAUGAUUGCCACGGCGUGCCGGUUUGAGCUCUGGGAACUGUCCCUACAACUCUUCCGCUCAAUGAUGUCAGAUUUCGUGGAUCCCACGUCAUUCACGCUCGUAAGCAUUGCUCAUGCGUGCUCCAACAUUGAUGAUGGUUUGUGGUUUGGAAAGCAAGUGCAUGCUUAUGGUUUGAGGAAUCAUGGUUUGGGAACGUUCACUAAUAAUGCUUUGGUGACAAUGUAUGCCAAAUUGGGAAGGGUUGAUGAUGCUAAAGCUUUGUUUGAUGUGUUUGAUGAUAAGGACGUGGUAUCUUUUAACACAAUUAUAAGUGCACUGUCUCAGAAUGAUAGAUUUUUAAAAGCUUUGUCAUAUUUAAGGCUUAUGGUAUGUAAUGGUGUUAGGCCUGAUGCGGUUACCUUGGCUAGUAUUCUCCCUGCUUGCUCUCAAUUGGAGAUGUUGUGGGUUGGGAAGGAGUUGCAUUGUUAUGCAGUGAGGAGCGCGGAUUUGAUUGGGAAUUCAUUCGUUGCUUGUGCCUUGGUUGACAUGUAUUGCAACUGCAAGCAAGCUGAAACGGGUAGGAGAGUUUUUGAUGGGGUGUUGAGGAGGACUUUGGCUGUGUGGAAUGCUAUGAUUUCUGGUUAUGUGAGGAAUGAGUUCUACAAAGAGGCGUUAGAACUCUUCAUUGAGAUGCCUAGUGUAUCAGAACUUUGUCCAAAUACUACCACAUUGUCUAGUGUUUUGCCUGCUUGUGUGCCUUGUAAAGGAUUUUUGGAUAAAGAAGGGAUCCAUGGCUACAUAGUGAAAAGGGGACAUGAGAAGGAUAAGUAUGUGCAGAAUGCACUUAUGGACAUGUAUUCCAGAAUGGGAAAAUUAGAAAUUUCGAAGAGGAUAUUUAGCAGUAUAGAUAAAAGAGAUAUAGUGUCUUGGAACACAAUAAUCACUGGCUGCGUUGUCUGUGGUUUCCAUGAUGAUGCGCUUAAUCUUCUGCACGAAAUGCAAAGUGGUCAAGGAGAAAAUAGGAGUUACAUAUUGGGUGAUUAUGAGGAUAAUGGAAGCCUCCCGCUCAGGCCAAACUCGGUGACACUGAUGACAGUGCUUCCCGGUUGCGCAGCUUUGGCUGCUCUAGGUAAAGGCAAGGAGAUUCAUGCUUAUGCUAUCAAACAAUUGUUGGCAACAGAUGUUGCAGUGGGAAGUGCGCUAGUUGACAUGUAUGCAAAAUGUGGUUGCUUGAAGCUCUCUAGAAUAGUCUUUGAUCAAAUGCCUAUGAGGAAUGUUAUUACUUGGAAUGCUCUUAUCAUGGCCUAUGGAAUGCAUGGUAAAGGGAAAGAAGCUUUGGAGCUUUUCAGAAGAAUGGAGGCAGAGGAAGACAACAAUGGAGGAGUAAGCCCAAAUGAGGUGACCUAUAUCUCCAUUUUCGCAGCAUGUAGUCACUCAGGGAUGGUGGAUGAAGGCCUUAGUUUAUACCAUACAAUGAAAGUUAACCAUGGAAUUGAACCUACGGCUGACCAUUAUGCUUGUCUUGUAGACUUGCUUGGUCGUUCUGGUCAGGUGGAAGAGGCAUAUAAACUGAUCAACAGAAUGCCAUCCAACAUGAGUAAAGUUGAUGCCUGGAGUAGCUUGCUCGGUGCAUGUCGAAUCCACCAGAAUGUAGAAAUCGGUGAAAUUGCUGCCAAGCAUCUACUUGACUUAGAGCCAUAUGUAGCUAGUCAUUAUGUUCUGUUGUCUAACAUAUACUCUUCAGCUGGACUUUGGGAUCAAGCAAUAGAUGUUAGGAAGAAAAUGAAGGAAAUGGGAGUGAGAAAAGAACCUGGUUGUAGUUGGAUUGAGCAUGGUGAUGAGGUUCAUAACUUUUUGGCUGGUGAUUCUUCACACCCACAGAGUAAGGAACUCCACGAAUAUCUUGAAACACUGUCGGAAAGAAUGAAGAAGGAGGGAUAUGUACCUGACACUUCAUGUGUGCUUCACAAUGUCGAUGAUGAAGAGAAAGAAACCAUGCUCUGUGGGCACAGUGAGAGACUUGCAAUAGCUUUUGGCCUUCUAAACACCCCCCAUGGAACUACCGUUAGAGUUGCUAAAAACCUUAGAGUUUGCAAUGACUGCCAUGCUGCUACUAAAUUCAUAUCAAAGCUUGUGGACAGGGAGAUCAUUCUAAGAGAUGUAAGAAGGUUCCAUCAUUUCAAAAAUGGAACUUGCUCUUGUGGGGAUUAUUGGUGAGAUGUGUAAAGUGAAAUAUCUGGUUUCCUUACUUUCUCUUUCUUCUCAGCUCUCCUUUCCUAGAACAUUGAAACCCCAGAGUUGAACAACAAAGCCUUAUGUCAAUAGAUGGGGUUGGCCGCAUGAGUUAAAUGAGCCACUGCAUGUUGCCAUGAAUCCUGUCUAAACCCAGCCUCAUUCAUGCUUAAUUUUUUUCCAAUCGGUUGAAUCUUCCUAACCACUAAGUUAUCUCUCAUAUGAUCUACUCACUUGACGGGUUUCUUUUUCUCUUCUCCCAACAUGUCGAAAUCACCUGUAAGAUCUCUUUGGAACGGAAUACUAGCUCGGCAGGAGUUCUAUUGGGCGAGUCCUAAGGAUACAAAAUCGUUUUUUGAGGCAUGGAUUGAUUGUGAAAUGGGUAGUGUGGAGAACUAGGAGACUGAAAAUAUUUGAAAAUGUUGAUUAUAAGUUAGAGUAUGUAUGGAAGUCCCUUGUGUUACACUGUAAUGACUAAUGAAUGGUCCAUGGGAUUAAAUAAGAAAAAUAACCCACACUUGGGUGUUAGAAAAGUGGUACUGGAUGAUGUAGGUUUUGGAAAAUAAAUUCUAGUUAUGUACCUCUUACAUGCCGGAUCAAGACCCUUGGUCGAUUGGGCGUUAUUAUUAUACAUGGAAUUGCAUAAUCCUUACAUUUUCUUGUGAUUUUAUGGUUAUAGACUCUUUCUUUGUGGUUGAUAUCAGUGCACUUGAAACAUCAAUUCUGUUUAUAAUGGAAGAGAACAUUUGUCAACUGCCUCAAGUGAAUAUAAUUACCUCAAACCUGUUGCUGGUGACUUGGACAAAAAGGGGAAAAACAAUUCAAGUGGAACAUGAACUUCUCAAGAAACAGGUUCCUUCCAAUUUGGUGCAAAAGCUACAGGAUCUAAAUCUGUGCUUAUCAAGGGAAAAUGAGUGGAGGGUUUACUGUAU